This is a messenger RNA of Entrophospora candida, 660 nucleotides long. The record is from the annotation of a GenBank genome assembly. Lineage: Eukaryota; Fungi; Glomeromycota; Glomeromycetes; Entrophosporales; Entrophosporaceae.
AUGACAGGAUGUGCAACAAUAACUACAGCAAUGUUUGAUGUUAGACAUUCUCUUGAGAAGACGGGUAUUUUAGCAGGGUUGAAUAGCGGAGUAGGAAAAAGUUGCCUCUUGUUUCGCUUUUCGGAUGAUUCAUUUACACCUUCGUUUAUUACUACAAUUGGUAUCGAUUUUAAGAUUAGAACAAUUGAAUUAGAUGGAAAACGAAUCAAGCUUCAAAUUUGGGAUACUGCUGGUCAAGAACGUUUUCGUACAAUCACCACCGCUUAUUAUCGUGGGGCAAUGGGAAUACUUUUGGUGUAUGAUGUAACGAGUAAACAAUCUUUUAACAAUAUAAGGAAUUGGGAUUCAAAUAUAGAACAACACUCAAGUGAAGGAGUUAACAAGAUUCUUAUUGGUAAUAAAUGUGAUUGGGCUGAAAAAAGAGAAAUUAAGAAAGAACAAGGUCAAGAACUUGCCGAUGAAUUAGGGAUUGAUUUUUUGGAAACUAGUGCUAAAUCUAGCAUCAAUGUGGAAGAGGCUUUCUUCACUUUAGCGAGAGCUAUAAAGAAAAGACUUAUUGAUGCACACGCCGAAGAACAACAAAAUCAUCAAAACAAACGACUUGAAUUGGAUAAUAAUAGGCAUCUUAAAUCUAGCUCUGGAUCAAGUUGUUGUGGUUAA